GAUCCGUCCCGUGAUUUGAGCCGGCACAGAAGUGACGUUGAUUGGUUCGGAGUUCCCUGCUUGGGUCAUCGCUCGGAGGGGACAUUCCCCAGCGCCGAGGCCGUUGCCGCCGGGUCUCCAACCUUCCUUCCCCUCCCCGCAGGCGAGACGGGGCUGCUGGUCAUCAAAAUCACCAAGGACACCCCUUUCGAGGGCUACGCGGGCGAUUCCCAGAAGACGGAGAAGAAGAUCUUGAGGGACGUCUUGGUCAAAGGCGACGCCUUCUUCAACAGCGGCGACCUCCUCAUGAUCGACCACGAAGGCUUCGUCUACUUCCAGGACCGAGUGGGAGACACUUUCCGUUGGAAAGGCGAGAACGUGGCCACCACGGAGGUGGAGGCCACUCUUGCCGCAGUGAACUUCAUCCAGGAGGUCAACGUCUACGGGGUGACCGUGCCGGGUGAGUACGAAUCGCACCAAAAUAAGAAUGCGGUGACAUCUCGACUACGUCCAACGUCCCCAAAUGGUCCGAGCGGCCACCGAGAAGCUCAAAAAGAACGGAAAGGACCUACCACCAUCAUCUAA
Molecule: messenger RNA, 564 nt
Organism: Apaloderma vittatum (bar-tailed trogon)
Lineage: Eukaryota; Metazoa; Chordata; Aves; Trogoniformes; Trogonidae
Product: very long-chain acyl-CoA synthetase-like
Exons: 2
Cellular component (GO): endoplasmic reticulum
Molecular function (GO): long-chain fatty acid-CoA ligase activity; long-chain fatty acid transmembrane transporter activity
Source: RefSeq, a predicted model, not a curated record